AUGGAGUCCAUGAAGACGAAAGCCUCGGCGGGGGUCAAGGAAUUUGCGGGGAAGACCCUGGGUCAGAUGUACAGAGUGAUAGAGAGGAAACAGAAGACCGGGGAGGUGAUCGAGCUGACGGAGGAUGGGCGGCCCCGGGAGGCCGCGGAGAAGAAGCCCCCGCUGUGCGACUGCAACUGCUUCGGGUUGCCUCGGCGCUACAUCAUCGCCAUCAUGAGCGGCCUGGGCUUCUGCAUCUCCUUCGGCAUCAGAUGUAACCUGGGCGUGGCCAUAGUGGGCAUGGUCAACAACAGCACCAUCCACCAGAACGGCAAGAUCAUCAUCAAAGAGAAAGCCAAGUUCAACUGGGAUCCAGAGACGGUGGGGAUGAUUCAUGGAUCUUUUUUCUGGGGCUACAUCGUGACACAAAUCCCGGGAGGAUACAUCUCCUCCAGGCUGGCAGCAAACAGGGUGUUCGGUGCAGCCAUCGUCCUCACCUCCACCCUCAACAUGUUCAUCCCCUCGGCUGCCAGAGUGCAUUACGGGUGUGUCAUCUUUGUCAGGAUAUUACAAGGGCUGGUGGAGGGAGUGACCUACCCGGCCUGUCACGGCAUCUGGAGUAAGUGGGCUCCGCCGCUGGAGAGGAGCCGUCUGGCCACCAUCUCGUUCUGUGGCUCUUAUGCUGGGGCUGUGAUAGCCAUGCCUCUGGCUGGGAUCCUGGUUCAGUACUCAGGAUGGUCCUCAGUGUUCUACGUCUACGGAUGCUUUGGCAUCUUCUGGUACAUGUUCUGGGUCCUGGUGUCUUAUGAGAGCCCCGCUGAGCAUCCGACCAUCACCGAUGAGGAACGCUGCUACAUCGAGGAGAGCAUCGGAGAGAGCGCCAAGCUAAUGGGUCCUGCAGAGAAAUUCAAGACCCCCUGGAGGAAGUUCUUCACCUCUAUGCCUGUCUAUGCAAUCAUCGUGGCCAACUUCUGCAGGAGCUGGACCUUCUACCUGCUGCUGAUCAGCCAGCCUGCGUACUUUGAGGAAGUGUUUGGCUUUGAGAUAAGCAAGGUCGGCAUACUGUCUGCCCUCCCCCACUUGGUGAUGACCAUCAUCGUGCCCAUCGGCGGCCAGCUGGCCGACCACCUACGCAGCAAGAACAUCCUGACGACUACCACUGUCAGGAAAAUCAUGAACUGUGGAGGCUUUGGCAUGGAGGCCACGUUGCUGCUGGUGGUCGGAUAUUCCCACAGCAAAGGGGUGGCCAUCUCCUUCCUGGUGCUGGCGGUGGGCUUCAGUGGAUUCGCAAUAUCAGGCUUUAACGUGAACCACCUGGACAUCGCUCCGCGCUACGCCAGCAUCCUGAUGGGCAUCUCUAACGGCGUGGGGACGCUGUCCGGGAUGGUCUGCCCGCUGAUCGUUGGUGCUAUGACGAAAAACAAGACUCGAGAGGAGUGGCAGUACGUGUUCCUCAUCGCCUCCAUGGUGCACUACGGGGGCGUCGUCUUCUACGGGAUCUUUGCGUCGGGAGAAAAGCAGCCGUGGGCCGAUCCGGAGCUGACCAGCGAGGAGAAGUGUGGCUUCAUCGACGAGGACGAGCUGGCAGAGGAAACCGGCGACAUCACUCAGAGCUACGGUGCUUUCGGAGGUCCAGCCAAGACGUACGGCGCCACCACGCAGGUGAACGGAGGCUGGGCCGCCGGCUGGGAGAAGACGGAGGAGUACGUCCAGGAGGAGGCGCAGGGAGGAGGCUACGGGUACAGGCAGGAUGAGGGGUACUCCUAGACCCAACACUGACACAUGAGUAGACCUUCAUCUCCUGAGUGUGCAUCAGUUUUAGGCAGAAAAAUCUCAACAAACGAGAAACAAGAGAAAAGCUCUACAAUCCGUCGUCGUAUUGUUUGCACA
Molecule: messenger RNA, 1869 nt
Organism: Stegastes partitus (bicolor damselfish)
Lineage: Eukaryota; Metazoa; Chordata; Actinopteri; Pomacentridae
Gene: slc17a6b
Product: solute carrier family 17 member 6b
Exons: 12
Coding region: 1-1746 (581 amino acids)
Biological process (GO): regulation of synapse structure or activity; neurotransmitter loading into synaptic vesicle; synaptic transmission, glutamatergic
Cellular component (GO): excitatory synapse; synaptic vesicle membrane
Molecular function (GO): L-glutamate transmembrane transporter activity; neurotransmitter transmembrane transporter activity
Source: RefSeq, a predicted model, not a curated record